AUGGCGGGGCGAUCAAAGCACGGAGCAAUCGCGCAGCACGUCCAGAGCAAACCCUUUGAGAGUAGAUUUCCGGGGAAGAUCGCAAAGACUCGAGACAACACGAGUGGUUAUCCACCCAACCACAACGGCAAUAACGCAGAGUCGAACUUCUUUAGCGAUGGCAGCGGCGGAAGGAGAAACGUCGAUAAAAUGAUGCAGCUGGACACUGUUGAGAAUUGUGUGGCGGACGCCGACGUCCGAGAAGUCCAUGCGGAGGGUUUAGCUGCGGUUGAUACCUGGCCUUCUCUCCUGAUUUGUUCUCCGCAUGCGUGCACGUGA
This is a messenger RNA of Penicillium argentinense, 318 nucleotides long. RefSeq lists its product as uncharacterized. The transcript has 2 exons. NCBI's taxonomy places the organism in Eukaryota, Fungi, Ascomycota, Eurotiomycetes, Eurotiales, Aspergillaceae. Bases 1 to 318 code for a protein of 105 amino acids. The record is from RefSeq and is a predicted model, not a curated record.